AUGUCUAGUAGAUUCAUAUUCACGAGAUUCAAAAAUUUGCACUUCAAGGAUCCUAAUGAUUGUGCUAAAGCUAUGGCAUCAUUAAGAAAUUCGAUCAGAACAGAUACGUCUUCUAGUGAUUUUGGAAGUGAUGAAACAUCGUCACAACCACAUCAAUAUGAGUUUUGGCUACCUCACAAAUUGUUGGCCCAAAAUCAAUUACACAAAUAA
Macrosiphum euphorbiae (potato aphid) is the source of this 210-nucleotide messenger RNA. The record is from the annotation of a GenBank genome assembly. Lineage: Eukaryota; Metazoa; Arthropoda; Insecta; Hemiptera; Aphididae.